Pipistrellus kuhlii (Kuhl's pipistrelle) is the source of this 3651-nucleotide messenger RNA. It is a transcript of the gene UHRF2, whose product is annotated as ubiquitin like with PHD and ring finger domains 2. The record is from RefSeq and is a predicted model, not a curated record. Gene Ontology annotation, biological process: protein ubiquitination; negative regulation of gene expression via chromosomal CpG island methylation. Lineage: Eukaryota; Metazoa; Chordata; Mammalia; Chiroptera; Vespertilionidae. The transcript has 16 exons. The coding region runs from base 374 to 2779 and encodes 801 amino acids. Gene Ontology annotation, molecular function: protein binding; ubiquitin protein ligase activity.
GAGACCCGCGUUGGCGCCGUGACCUCCAUGUGGGAGCUGAAGCUCUAUAAGUAAACACUCCGCGCGGCGCAGACGAGGUUUCUUCCUAUUUGUGAGGCGCGGCUGUGAGCGGCGGCACCUCGGGGUCUAGUUCCGGUUUCCUUUCGUUCUCCGCUCUGCUCCUGUGGGUGCGCGAUCUCCGAUCGCGGCCGCCGAUCGGGCCCAGGGUCUGGUCGGUGUUCCUCGCUCGCUCGUGCGCGCGCUCGCCCGCCCGCCCGCCCGCCCGCGGAGAGCCAGAGCCACCGGGAAGCGGCGGCGCAAGCCAGGCGGGGCGCGGCGCCCUCAGCGCAGGGGGAGACAAAGCGGAGCCAGUCCCCUUCCCCGGCGCGCCGAGAUGUGGAUCCAGGUCCGCACCAUCGACGGCUCCCAGACGCGCACCAUCGAGGACGUGUCUCGCAAAGCCACCAUCGAGGAGCUGCGCGAGCGGGUUUGGGCGCUGUUCGACGUGCGGCCCGAAUGCCAGCGCCUCUUUUUCCGGGGCAAGCAGUUGGAAGAUGGAUAUACUUUAUUUGACUAUGAUGUUGGACUGAAUGAUAUAAUUCAGCUACUAGCUCGCCCAGACUCUGAUCUUCCUAGCACAUCUAAACAGAGUGAUAUGCAGGCCAAACCCUGUUCUGAUAAUCCACCUAAAGUGAAGAAAGCAUCAAGGGUGAGAUCUUCCAGUCAGCUACCUACAUCAGUUCGUGAUUUGCUUAUUGAGCCUGACAUUGGAAUAUAUAAGGUAAAUGAAUUGGUGGAUGUCAGAGAUGUCACCUUUGGUUCCUGGUUUGAAGCACGUAUACAUAGUGUUACUAGAGCUUCUGAUGAACAUUCACGUGGCAAAACUCCCCUGAAGAAUGGCAGUUCUUGUAAAAGGACUAAUGGAAAUGUAAAUCAUAAUUCCAAAGAGAGCACAAAUAAAUUGGACAUUGUACCCUCUACGUCUAAUUCAGACUCUGUUGCUGCUGAUGAAGAUGUUGUUUAUCAUAUCGAGUAUGAUGAAUAUCCGGAAAGUGGUAUUGUAAAAGUAAAUUUGAAGGAUCUUCGACCACGCGCUAGAACCAUUUUGAAAUGGAAUGAACUGAAUAUCGGUGAUGUGGUAAUGGUUAAUUACAAUGCAGAAAGUCCUAUUAAUAGAGGACAUUGGUUUGAUGCAGAAAUUACUGAAUUGAAGACCAUUUCAAGGACCAAAAAAGAACUUCGUGCGACUGUUUUCUUGGGGGGUUCCGAAGGAAAAUUAAAUGACUGCCAGAUAAAAUUUGUAAAUGAAAUCUACAAGAUCGAGAAACCUGGGGCCCAUCCUCUAUCAUUGGCAGAUGGAAAGUUUUUAAGGAGAAAUGAACCUGAAUGUAACUUUUGUCGCGGAGACCCAGAUAAAAACUGCCGUGAUUGCUCCUGUCGUGAAUGUGGUGAAAAACGGGACCCAAGCAUGCAGCUUCUUUGUGAUGAAUGUAACUUGGCCUAUCAUAUUUACUGCCUGAACCCACCUUUGGAUAAGGUCCCUGAAGAGGAAUGGUAUUGUCCUUCCUGUAAAACUGAUUCCAGUGAAGUUGUAAAAGCUGGUGAAAAACUUAAGAUGAGUAAAAAGAAAGCAAAGAUGCCAUCAGCUAGUACCGAAAGCCGGAGAGACUGGGGAAGGGGAAUGGCCUGUGUUGGUCGCACUAAAGAAUGUACCAUUGUUCCUUCUAAUCAUUAUGGACCUAUUCCUGGGGUUCCAGUUGGAUCGACUUGGAGAUUUAGAGUUCAGGUGAGUGAAGCAGGUGUGCAUAGGCCCCAUGUUGGUGGAAUUCAUGGCCGAAGUAAUGAUGGAGCUUAUUCUCUUGUCCUGGCUGGUGGAUUUGCAGAUGAAGUAGACCGAGGUGAUGAAUUCACAUACACUGGGAGUGGUGGUAAAAACCUGGCUGGUAAUAAAAGAAUUGGUUCACCAUCAGCUGAUCAGACAUUAACAAAUAUGAACAGGGCAUUGGCCCUAAACUGUGAUGCUCCAUUGGAUGAUAAAGUUGGAGCAGAAUCUCGGAAUUGGAGAGCUGGUAAGCCAGUCAGAGUGAUACGCAGUUUUAAAGGGAGGAAGAUCAGCAAAUAUGCUCCUGAAGAAGGCAACAGAUAUGAUGGCAUUUAUAAGGUGGUGAAAUACUGGCCAGAGAAAUCAACAAGCCAUGGAUUCUUGGUUUGGCGUUAUCUUUUAAGAAGAGAUGAUGAUGAACCUGCUCCUUGGACCUCAGAAGGAAUAGAACGGUCAAGGAGAUUAUGCCUACGUUUACAGUAUCCAGUAGGUUACCCUUCGGAUAAGGAAGGGAAGAAGACUAAAGGACAGUCAAAGAAGGCAGGGGAAACCUCCAAAAGGCCAGUUCCAGACGAUGAUGCUUGUGAAAGUGCCUCCAAGGUGUACAAAGCAGAUUCAGCAGAAGCAGUUGAGGCUUUCAAACUAACCCCUGAACAACAGCAUCUAAUCAGAGAAGAUCAUCAAAACCAGAAGCUAUGGGAUGAAGUGCUUGCACAUCUUGUGGAGGGACCAAAUUUUCUGAAAAAAUUGGAACAGUCCUUUAUGUGUGUCUGCUGCCAGGAGCUAGUUUACCAGCCUGUAACAACAGAUUGCCUCCACAAUGUCUGUAAAGAUUGUUUGCAGCGUUCCUUUAAGGCUCAAGUUUUCUCCUGCCCUGCUUGCCGGCAUGAUCUUGGCCAGAAUUACAUCAUGAUUCCCAAUGAGAGUCUGCAGACUCUACUUGACCUUUUCUUUCCUGGCUACAGCAAAGGACGAUGAUCUGUCUACAACCACUGUGUUGCUCCUGGUGAUUUUUUUGGACAGUAAAGAAUCUAAAGUGGUUGAGGGUGGGUAGGGGUGGAAGCAAUGUUGGACCAUAUCUCUCAUGUUCUGAAGCAGCUAAUCCUCUUUUCCUACAUAGCCAUCAUCUUGUGUGUGUAGUUAAGAGGCCCAUUUCUCAACUGUCUUUUAAAUAUCAAAAGGUAGUUCCUGUCAAUAACAACUAGUUGUAAUGAGUAGAAGUUGAAGCCUCAGCUCUAGUUGAUAUCCAAGUUAUGAUUUAUUUUGCAACUACCUCAGGACAGAAAAGAUUUAUGGGGAUUUUUAAAUCAUUGAAUAAUUAGUUAAAUGAAAUUUUAGCUACACACUGCCUCCCAGAUAUUAGUUGUGCCUGGUUCAUGUAAUUUGAUUUUACAGAAAAGGAAAUGACACUUGAGAUCGUUGGAAUGAACGCAGCUUCUGUAGUGUGUGCAAAAUACAUUUUUAAUAUCUUCCAUUACAAUGUGUGUUUUACAAGAAAAGGUUCAUUUUUUAGCCCAUUUUGUGAGCUCCAUUGUGCUUUUUUCUGGUGUUUUAUGCAAGUUGACUACUAAUGACUAAUGAGAACAAUAUGAAUGCAUUGUUGCUGCAUUGUAAUGUGUGGUUUUGCACUUAAAAGAAGUAUUUGGAUGCUCUGAUUGUAACUGUUUAUGAAAAGAGUCUUCUGUACUAGUCAAACUGCUUUUAUUGAGUCUCACCAGUGGUUUUACAUCUGCAGAGCAUUGAGGACUGGGCUGACUUUUGAGAGGGCUGAAAUUGCUUCAUAUUGUGAUCCUAAAUUUUAUAUUCACUGCUCCCGAAAGUAUACCUUAAUAAAUAUUUUAUGACCAGCA